AAAUACGGCACGUCUUCUUUCUCAUUUCGUAUCUAGGAGACAAAAGACAAGAAAAAGGAGUCAACGUCCCCAUAGGCUUAGUUCCUCCCGGAAAAUCUUAAGCUCCAUCGGAAUAGAAUCUUUUAACUGCUCUUUUAGAUUUUAGGGUCAGAAGAACAGGGAUCAUUUCAUAAAUCAAUUCAAAAAAAAGAAGAAGAAAAGAAUCCAAAACAGAUAGAAUUAAUGGAUGGAAUCAUGAACAAGCUAAGGAAUUUAGAUGCGUACCCUAAGAUAAACGAGGAUUUCUACAGCCGCACACUUUCCGGUGGCGUCAUCACUCUCGUGUCCUCCGUUGUUAUGUUCUUGCUCUUCUUCUCCGAGCUCCGAUUAUAUCUUCAUGCUGUGACUGAAACAAAGCUUGUGGUUGACACUUCAAGAGGGGAAACUCUACGCAUCAAUUUUGAUAUCACAUUUCCUGCUCUUGCAUGUUCAAUCCUCAGUGUUGAUGCAAUGGACAUAAGUGGAGAACAACACCUUGAUGUGAGACAUGACGUAAUCAAGAAACGGUUAGAUGUGCAUGGCAAUGUUAUAGAAGCAAGACAAGAUGGAAUUGGUGCUCCCAAGAUUGAAAAGCCUUUACAGAGGCAUGGUGGCAGGCUCGAUCACAAUGAGACGUAUUGUGGUUCGUGUUAUGGUGCAGAAGCGGCUGAUGAUGAUUGUUGCAACUCCUGUGAGGAUGUUCGCGAAGCAUACAGAAAGAAAGGUUGGGCUUUGUCAAACCCAGAUUUGAUUGACCAGUGCAAGAGGGAGGGUUUUCUUCAGAAGAUCAAGGAUGAAGAAGGUGAGGGGUGUAAUAUAUAUGGCUUUUUAGAAGUUAAUAAGGUGGCGGGGAAUUUUCAUUUUGCACCUGGGAAAAGCUUUCAGCAAUCAAAUGUUCAUGUACACGACUUGCUUGCAUUUCAAAAAGACAGUUUUAAUAUAAGUCACAAGAUCAAUAGAUUAUCUUUUGGAGAUUACUUUCCUGGGGUCUUGAAUCCUCUUGAUAGUGUUCAAUGGACUCAAGAACAACCAAGUGGGAUGUACCAGUACUUUAUCAAGGUUGUACCUACGGUGUACACAGAUGUGAGUGGAAACACUAUCCAGUCAAAUCAGUUUUCUGUGACAGAGCAUUUUAAGGGUGCAGAAAUAGGCCGACUUCAAUCCCUCCCAGGAGUUUUCUUCUUUUAUGACCUUUCUCCUAUCAAGGUGACUUUCACCGAGCAGCAUGUCUCAUUCUUGCACUUUCUAACAAAUGUUUGUGCUAUAGUUGGAGGUGUUUUUACAGUUUCGGGAAUAUUGGACUCUUUUGUAUACCAUGGUCAAAAAGCAAUCAAGAAGAAGAUGGAAAUUGGUAAAUUCAGUUGAUGAUACACAAAAUUGCUACUAUUUCCUGUUCCGUCAACAGGUGCUUAGGAGAAAAGCGAAUCAAGUAAGCAAGAAGAACAGUGCGUUGUAUGUAUCCCCCUUAAGUUAUUAGAUUUUUCUUGGUAAUCAUUACUGAAAUUUUGUUGACACAUUCGAUGGUUGAAUUGGACCCAUGUCGUACUUCAUUUACAAGCUAUAGUCGUCUUUGAGACAGCCUGAAACCGACAAAAUCCGCCAAAAAGGCUGACCUUUUGCUUGAA
This is a messenger RNA of Hibiscus syriacus, 1643 nucleotides long. Its product is annotated as endoplasmic reticulum-Golgi intermediate compartment protein 3-like. The coding region runs from base 223 to 1383 and encodes 386 amino acids. Lineage: Eukaryota; Viridiplantae; Streptophyta; Magnoliopsida; Malvales; Malvaceae. The transcript has 13 exons. The record is from RefSeq and is a predicted model, not a curated record. Gene Ontology annotation, cellular component: COPII-coated ER to Golgi transport vesicle; endoplasmic reticulum.